This is a messenger RNA of Monodelphis domestica (gray short-tailed opossum), 1178 nucleotides long. Its product is annotated as KIAA0513 ortholog. The record is from RefSeq and is a predicted model, not a curated record. NCBI's taxonomy places the organism in Eukaryota, Metazoa, Chordata, Mammalia, Didelphimorphia, Didelphidae.
UCCUGCGAAAAGGGGUUCAGCCUUGGCGCUUGCGCAGUACGGAGGGGCUCGCCGGACUGACAGCUGGGCUUGCGGGCGGUGCGCAUUGGAAGAACCUGGGUGCUGCUGCUGCGGCUGUGGGAACUGGAAGCAGUUUACCUCGCCAGCCAGCUGCGGUGAAGGAGGAGGUGUCACUGACGUGGAAGCCGGCGCUGUGGUGAGUCAGUGUUCCCUGCGCAGGCCGACAGCGGUUACUGCCACAGCUGCUUUGGAUCGCGCCGGGGAUCUAAGUCGCUGGAACUUCCCACCAACCAGGAUUCCCCCAUGAUCAGUCCUCCCUGAUCAGAAAAUCAUCUCAGAUAACCAAGAAUAACAAGGAAAGAGGAGGGGAAAGGAAGUUUGACAAAAUCAGUCAAGGCAUCAGUCAAGUCUGAUAUCUUCCCCAUCCAAAGCUCCCCACUUCUUCAAAGAAAGGAGAUGCCUUACGGCACAAUGAAGAUGCCCCGUGGGUUCUGUGCUUUGUAGCCAGCAUAUCCCAGGGAUUCUCCUACCCUUAACUGUCUCGUUCCCCCUGACGAGUUCAACUCCUCACUGAUUAUCAUCUCAGCAUCCUGUCUGAGCCAUGGAAACCCCUGAUGUUGCUGUAGCAUCUCUGAUUGACUUUGACAGCGAGCCAUCCACCCUGGCACCCUCUGAGUCAUCCCCUUCAAAACCUAGAGAUGAAAGCAGUUCCCUGGGUGACGGGGCAUCAGAGAGUGACACUACUGAGUCUGCAGAUAGUGAGAAUGAUAUGGGAGAAUCCCCAACCCACCCGACCUGGGACCACUAUCACCGCUCCUCAUCCAAUGAAUCCUUCUCUUCCAACCAGAGUACAGAAUCAGCCAAGGAUGAGGAGGCUAUGGGGCUUCGGGAAUUUAUGCGGAACUAUGUUGAGAAGAUCUUUUCUGGAGGAGAAGACUUGGACCAAGAAGAGAAAGCCAAGUUUGGAGAGUUCUGCAGCAGUGAAAAUGGGAAAGGUCGGGAGUGGUUUGCCCGAUAUGUGAGUGCACAGCGUUGCAAUUCCAAGUGUGUCUCUGAGCCGACUUUCUACCGUCUGGUGCAGUCCUUCGCUGUGGUGCUGUUUGAGUAAGUCGGGCAGCUGCUCUAUGGUUCCAUCCUAGGGAGCUCCUCCAGGGCCCUUUGCCCCUGCUACACUCUCU